AUGAAUGAUUUAGGCAAUUCAAAUGCCAGAAUAUCCAGAAAUUUUAAUCAGCCAAGAACCAUCCAAUCAUCGUUGGAAUCACUUUCAGCAUUGUAUAACUCCCGUAACACACAUCCGGCCGAAGACUUGGAAUGGCUCAAUAGCUGUGAAUAUAUUAGCGAUCGGUUGAAAUUCCUCAAGGCAUUAUACAAGAACAUUGCGAUUCUUAGACGAAGCAAACUCCGAGAAAGAGCUCGUAGUCUUAGUAAUGCCAAUAGCAGUUCUUCGGUAGAUUUGGUUAGAAGUAACCGAGGCUCAAGUACAAUGCCAGCUACCUCAGAGACUGAGGCUACCACCAAUCGAGGAAAUGUGACAUCAGAGCCAAGGUCUGCUGGACAUAACCAUAACCACCAAUACUUGACAGUCUCAGACAGAAAUCCCAUGACGGUACCUGUCACAAUGCAUUUAGGGAUUUACCUGGAUAAUAAUAGUGAGAGCAGAGAUGAGAUGGAUUUUGAGGAGGAUGAGGUAGAGGACUUGGCAAGUCCCGGAACUAAAUUGACAGAGAAUGAUGAAUUGCAUAGUAGAAGCAUAUCGCCAGCUGUGAAGGCUGAACGUGACUUAGAAAGCGGCUAUGGUAUGACAUAUGUUUCUAGUCCUAUUACGAGAGAGCUAUCUGCACCAUUGGUUAAUGAAAAUGGAAGUAUGUCAGAAUCGUCGUAA
Molecule: messenger RNA, 702 nt
Organism: Lizanozyma spartinae
Lineage: Eukaryota; Fungi; Ascomycota; Pichiomycetes; Serinales; Debaryomycetaceae
Exons: 1
Coding region: 1-702 (233 amino acids)
Source: RefSeq, a predicted model, not a curated record